Messenger RNA from Prosopis cineraria, 2925 nucleotides. Its product is annotated as TMV resistance protein N-like. Gene Ontology annotation, molecular function: protein binding; ADP binding. The transcript has 6 exons. Bases 1 to 2925 code for a protein of 974 amino acids. Gene Ontology annotation, biological process: defense response; signal transduction. The record is from RefSeq and is a predicted model, not a curated record. Lineage: Eukaryota; Viridiplantae; Streptophyta; Magnoliopsida; Fabales; Fabaceae.
AUGGCUAGAUUAACAACAACAUCUUCCUUCCACUACCAAUGGACUUACGAUGUCUUUAUCAAUUUUAGAGGCGAAGAUACUCGUUACGGUUUUAUAGGAAAUUUGUAUCAUUCUCUAAGUCAAAAGGGAAUUCGCACCUUCCUUGAUGAUGAGAAACUAAGAAGAGGGGAUGAAAUUACCCCAGCACUUCUCAAAGAAAUCGAAAAUUCUAGGAUGGCCAUUACUAUAUUUUCUAAGAACUAUGCUACCUCAUCAUUUUGUCUAGAUGAGCUUGUUAAGAUCUAUCAGUGCAUUAAGGGAAAUGGUCGUUUGGUUUUGCCAAUUUUUUAUGAUUUGGAGCCUUCAGAAGUGCGCCAUCAAAAGGACAAUUAUGAGCGAGCACUAUCUAUGCAUGCAAAAAACCGCAAAGCUGAUGAGAAGAAGAUACAAAGUUGGAAGCAUGCAUUGACUGAAGUGUCUAACAUUUCUGGCUUCCAUUUUGAUCCAAGGCAUGGUUAUGAAUAUCAGUUAAUUGAAAGGAAUGUGACAGAAAUAUCUAGUAAAAUUGAUAGGAUUCCUUUAUAUGUUUCUAGAUAUCCUGUUGGAUUAGAUUCUCGGGUUGUAAGUAUAAAGUCUUCAUUAGAAAUUGGAUCAAAUGAAGAGGUCAAGAUGGUAGGAAUUUGUGGAAUAGGGGGAAUAGGUAAAACAACAAUAGCACGUGAGGUAUAUAAUUCGGUUGCUAAUAAUUUUGAUGGCAUGUGCUUUCUUCAUGACAUCAAAGAAAAGUCAAGCAAGCUUGGCCUACAACAAAUGCAAGAGACAAUGAUUUCCAAGAUUAUAGGAGUGGACGUGAAAAUACAAGAUGCUCAUGAAGGAGUUGAAGUAAUAAAGAUGAGACUCAAACAUAAGAAAAUCCUUUUGAUUCUUGAUAAUGUUGACAAACAUGAGCAUCUAGAGAAAUUAGCUGGUGAUUGUGAUUGGUUUAAUGGUGGGAGUAGGAUCAUUAUAACGACAAGGGAUAAGCAUUUACUUGUAAGACACGGGGUUAAAAGUAUAUAUGAUAUGAAGGCUCUCAAUGAUGAAGAAUCUCUCGAAUUGUUAAAUUGGAAUGCUUUCAGAAAUAACCAAGUUAAUCCAAGUCACAUGAUGGUGUUAAAUCAAGCAAUAAAGUAUGCACAAGGCCUUCCACUAGCCCUUGAAGUUAUAGGCUCUAACAUGUGCGGAAGGAAUAUAAAUGAGUGGGAAUCUGCCUUAGAUGCAGCUAAAUUAAUUCCUGAUGAAGCCAUACAACGAGUAUUGAAAGUAAGCUAUGAUGGCCUCAAACAGUUUGAGAAAGAAAUAUUUCUUGAUAUUGCUUGUCUCUUCAAAAUGGAAUCUUUGGAAUAUGUUAAGCAUACAGUGGAAGCAAUUCAUGGUUUCAAUAAUGCAAAUUAUUUUAUUGGAGUGUUGGAGGAUAAAUGCCUCAUAAAUAUUGAAAACUCUUACAUUGAAAUGCAUGACUUGAUACGAGACAUGGGGAGAGAAAUUGUUCAUCAAGAGUCACCAAAUGAGCCUGGAAAACGUAGUAGAUUAUGGUUCUAUGAAGAUAUUGUUCAUGUUUUGGAAGACAAUACUGGCACAAAUGAAGUCAAUAUUAUAAUUCAAGAUAAUUGGCUCAAAUGCAUGGAAGUAGAUUGGGAUGGAGAGGCCUUCAAGAGUAUGAAAAAUCUCAAAGUUCUUAUUUUUAACAAUAUAAAAUGCUCAGAAAGUCCCAAAUAUCUUCCUAAUAGUUUAAAAGUGCUCAAGUGGCAAGGGUAUCCUUCUUCAUAUUUGCCCACUGAUUUUCGUCCAAAGAAGCUUGUUGAAUUCGACAUUGGGAAUAGUAAUUUGAGUUCCCUGGAAAUAGUCAAGAAUUCAAACAAUUUGAGUGUUUUGAAUCUUCAAGGUUGUCAAUACAUUACAGUGAUACCUGAUCUAUCCAAUCUCAGAAAUAUGAAGGAAUUACUCCUUGCAGAUUGCAAGAAUUUAGUUGAAAUUCAUGAUUCGAUUGGCGAUCUAGCAAAACUUGAACUCUUGGAUGCAGAUGGCUGUGUCCGGCUCAAGACGUUUCCACGUUACCUCAAGUUACCCUCUUUGGAAAGCAUAACUCUUGAAAAUUGCUCGAGUCUAAAGUACUUUCCAGAAAUACCUGAAGAAAUGGAAGUGAUGAAAUAUCUAUAUUUAGAAGGUACUGGAAUAGAAAAAUUGCCCUGGUCGAUUUGCAUGAUUACUCAGCUUGAAUGUUUACGUAUCGGAAUGCAUAAGGGGAUUGAGAUCCCCGAUAGCAUUUCUCUAUUGCCGAACCUAAAAUACAUGAGUGUGUGUGGUGGUGAAAAUUUGUUGUCAUAUAAUCAUGAGGAAGCCCAAGAACAAGAGUUGUGGUCAAAGAAAUGUCCAAACAUGACCACUUUCGAGUAUCGGUAUUCUAAUAUAUCAAAUGACGUCCUUAGAAUUAAUCUUGCUCGAUUUAUCAAUGUGAAAAGUGUAGAGUUGACCGGUAGCAGUUUCACAGUUUUGCCCGCAUGUAUAAAAGAAUGUCAUCAGUUGAGGGAUAUUUGUUUGGGGGAAUGCAAGUAUUUGAGAGAGGUUGAAGGGAUUCCGCCUAACUUAUCAUCUCUUAGAGCGACAAAUUGCAUAUCGUUGAGUUUAGAGUCGAGAAGAUUGUUAUUGAGCGAGGAAUUAUUUAUGGCUCCACACAAACACUCUUCCUAUGUCCGUUCUGUAGUGCCAGGGACAAGCAUUCCAAAGUGGUUUGAUAUUCGUAGCAAAGGAGAAUCUGUUUCUUUUUGGUUUCGUAACUGCUUCCCACGUCUGUGCGUUUCUGCUCUUUUUCUUAAACCAAAUGUUGAUACUGUGACAACGCCGAUUUACAUCAAUAAUGAACGAGUAAAUUGGUGUGGGUUGGGGAUUCCGAGUGAACGAAGAUGA